Messenger RNA from Aspergillus versicolor CBS 583.65, 1730 nucleotides. RefSeq names its product sugar porter family MFS transporter. The record is from RefSeq and is a predicted model, not a curated record. Bases 1 to 1626 code for a protein of 541 amino acids. The transcript is spliced from 2 exons. NCBI's taxonomy places the organism in Eukaryota, Fungi, Ascomycota, Eurotiomycetes, Eurotiales, Aspergillaceae. Gene Ontology annotation, cellular component: membrane. Gene Ontology annotation, biological process: carbohydrate transport; transmembrane transport. Gene Ontology annotation, molecular function: carbohydrate:proton symporter activity.
AUGAGUGAAGACACCGGAAAAGAACCUGACAAACGAACAGUUCCAUCCUCCGAACAUGAGGAAGUCACGGAUGAGCUUGCUCACUCUGUCGCCGCGUACGGACCAGAUGGCGUCCGAGGAAUCUUCUCCUCAGGCUAUGUGUUUGGGGCUGCAUUGCUGGCCUCGCUUGGAGGGUUCUCCUUUGGAUACGACCAGGGUGUUAUCUCUAUCAUCAACGAGAUGACCCAGUUUCAUCGAGCGUUCCCGCAGACGGAAACUGCCUUUGGCACGAGUUUCAUGACUGCGAUGUUGCUGCUUGGGGCAUUUGUUGGUUGUCUGUUCAUGCCUUACCUUGCGGACAGGAUUUCCAGGAAGUGGGCAUUGACGGUCGUUGUGAUUAUCUUUGAUGUCGGUGCUAUCAUUCAGACAGCUGCCCAGGACUAUGGGAUGCUCGUCGCUGGGAGAGCAAUUGGAGGUAUCGGUGUGGGUACUCUGGCUAUGACAGCGCCGCUCUAUAUCUCGGAAAUCUCCCCGCCAAACCUUCGAGGCACGCUGCUAGUCCUGGAAUCCGUCUCGAUUGUCUCCGGCGUCGUCAUCGCGUAUUGGAUCACCUUUGGAACUCGCCUCCUGGAGGGUGGGAUUUCCUUCCGACUUCCAUUCGGCUUGCAGAUGGUCUGUGCAACGCUCCUGGGUGUCUGCAUACAUUUUUUCCCGUACUCCCCGCGAUGGCUUGCACUCGUUGGCCGCUCGCAAGAAUGUCUAGCAAGCCUGGCCAAGCUCCGGAAUCUACCAUCUACAGACGAGCGCGUGCAAGCUGAAUACCAAGGUAUCCUGGCGGAGAUUGUAUUCCAGCGGCUUGUGGAAGAAAAUACUCACCCUAACGUCAAGGGCUGGAAGUUGGAAAUGUGUACCUGGCUGGAUUUGUUAACAAAGAAGAACUGGCGCCGCACAGCUGUAGCAGUCGGUGUCAGUUUCUUUCAACAGUUCUCUGGGGUCAAUGCGUUCAUAUACUACGCGCCAUCACUCUUUCAAUCUCUCGGUCAAUCAGGAGAGAUGUCGCUGAUCCUAUCCGGGGUGUUUAAUGUUCUGCAGCUCGUUGGUGUGUUCAUCUGCAUUGUCACAAUUGACCGAGUCGGACGCCGCCCUCUGGCAGUUUAUGGUGGGUUUGCGUGCGCAGCCUGUUACAUGGUUAUCGCUAUUCUCAGCGGUCUGUUCUCCCAAGACUGGACCUCUCACGUUGCAGCUGGCUGGGCGUGUGUUGCGUUUGCCUUCUUGUUCAUUCUCGUCUUUGGUGUCUCAUACUCUCCACUAGGAUGGGCCCUUCCUUCGGAAGUAUUCACCACAGCGUCCAGAUCCAAGGGAGUCGCCUUGGCCACCUGCAUUAACUGGCUCUCUAAUUUCAUCAUCGGGGUGAUUACGCCCCCUAUGAUGGAGACCCAGGGGUACCGGACAUAUAUCUUCUUCACGGUGUGGUGUUUCUUGGCUGGUGUUUGGGCGUUUCUGUUGGUCCCUGAAACGAAAGGGAAGACACUAGAGGAGAUAGAUGAUGAAUUUGGGGAUACGCAGGGUCUUUAUGAGAGGGAGCUUAUGAGGGCUGCUGUUCACUCGGUGAGGCAGGGUGUGGCCGUUGAUGAGCUCAGGGUGUAGAUAUAUAUUAUGCUUUUGGGUAUUGAAAUUUGCCGGCCUGAGGAAGAAUUAUCUGGCAGAGUCUGUUAAAUUUGUAGAACAUAUCGAAUAUAUGAUAUAUGGCG